Molecule: messenger RNA, 1413 nt
Organism: Saitoella complicata NRRL Y-17804
Lineage: Eukaryota; Fungi; Ascomycota; Saitoellomycetes; Saitoellales; Saitoellaceae
Exons: 1
Coding region: 44-931 (295 amino acids)
Biological process (GO): phosphorelay signal transduction system
Source: RefSeq, a predicted model, not a curated record
GUACGCCGCUCUUUGCCAUCUCGAGGAAGCGCCGCAGUGCCCUAUGCCGUUUUCUCCGGGCGACGAGAGGUUCUUGAAUACCAGUGCUGCGAUGGGCGAUGGUUCGUCGAAUGGAUCGGAGAGGAGUGCGAGUCUGAGUACGACGAAUGAGAUGGUUGAUACGCCCUCCACGGAGAUGGAGAUGAUGUCGCCCAUGACUGAAUCACCAAACCCCAUGUCACCCGCAACCGCAGUUGACCUAAUCCUCCUCGACAUCGACAUGCCCGACCUCUCCGGCAUCGAAGUCGCCCGCCACAUCCGUGCCCAACCACGUUUCGACACAACCACAAUCAUCGCCGUAACAACCUCCACAUCCAACGAACGCCGAAAAGUCUAUGGUGAGGUGGGUAUGGAUGCGUGUGUCGGGAAACCCGUGAGGGGGGAUGUGUUGAGGGAAGUCGUUAGGAGAGCUGUUUGUCGGAGAAGGAGUUUGGUACGUGCGACGAGUGGAGGGAGUUCUCAUUCGACUGGUCAUCAUGGAGGUGGAGGUGGGAGGUGGAGUACGGUACAGAGUCCGACCGAAGAAAAAGAAGACAACAUGGACCUCCUCGGUCUCGGCCGCCGUGGCUCACUCCCCGAGCUGACGCUCUCCAACCUCGAAUCCCGGAAGGACUCGGUGGACGAGUCUAGUGGAGAAGGGUCGGCGUCCCCGAGACCGGAGACGACGGCAAAGGCGGCGAUUGAGCGGUUUGCGUUGGGGAUUUCGAAGGAGCAGAUGCAAAUGCAGUUGCAGGGAAGGGGAGGGGGGGUUGAUCAGUGUGAGUUGGCGCAGAGGUUGGAGGGGCAGUUGAAGCUCAGCAAUAAUGCGGGUCCAGCGGUCGCGGAGAAGCCGCAGCUUGGGAGGCUGAAGAAGAAGAGCAGUAUAGAGGUUGUUGCGCAGGCGGGAGCAUAGUGCCUCCCCCUACACGACGAAGAUGAGACGCGUACGAUUACGACGACGACGACACAACUAUCGGCAAAAGAGUAUCUCAGGGCGGCUGCGGUACACGUUAUUACACCGGCGUUUUGGUUUCUUUCUUUUUUAAUUCUUUUUUAUUUGUCGCUUGAGACGGGAUAUUUCUUGCAACUGGCUCGCUCUGGCAACGGCCACUGAGCGAUUGCUCAUUUCGAUUACGAGAAAGGGGGAAGGGACUGGGAUGGAAUACAUACACGAUUAUGCUGGCUUGGGACUUUUUUUUCUUUUUUUUGGGACUUGGCGUUUUGGUUUGGAUUCUGGGUUGGGUUCACGAUCAUGUUAUGACCAUGGGGAUAUCAGAUUCGAUUGAGAGGCACACGGUGUUUUUUCUGCAUACACGAUUGGGAAAUCACGGGUGGGUCAUUACUUUUGUACCAGCUGUAUUGCUUUUUGUUUAGUCAUCAGUACCUUUUUUUUUU